Olea europaea var. sylvestris is the source of this 624-nucleotide messenger RNA. RefSeq lists its product as uncharacterized. Bases 1 to 624 code for a protein of 207 amino acids. Lineage: Eukaryota; Viridiplantae; Streptophyta; Magnoliopsida; Lamiales; Oleaceae. The record is from RefSeq and is a predicted model, not a curated record. The transcript has 5 exons.
AUGCCUCAUAUCCGAAGCUCUCAGUGGAGACCACGUCAAAGUCACGUCGAGGCACUGAAGAAAGGGAACAAGCUGCUUUUUGGCCGAAGCACUGUCUUCAUCCGUAGUUCUUUGGUGAAGCACUCUCUCUCUCUCUUUGUCAAGGCACUUUCUCUUUUGGCUGAAGAUUCAUUUCCAGGCAAUGGACACUGGAUUGCUAUGAAAUGGCUGUUAAAGUACUUAAAGGAUAAUGAUGUGCGCUUGAUGUAUAAACAGAGUAAAGAAGGUGUAAAACUUGAGGGAUUUCCUCAUUUAGACCUUGCUGAGGAUAUGGAUAUUAGGAGGUCAAUACAUAUUGCGGCGGGUUCAGGGACGGUUUCUGGUCCGACUCUAGUGGCGGCGGCUCUGGAAACGGAUACUGCAGCUGAUGCCAGCAGUGGUGAGAUCAGCAUACAGUGGGAAAGUGGUUCAAAUGCCCAAUGGGCAGCCUUGUUGGAGAACAAUAAUUUUUGGUCACUUGUAUGUAAGGGAAAUGAUACAUUACCUUACUUGACUAUUGAAGUUGCCAGGUCUCCCAUGGCAGCAAGUGGAAACUCAAGUGGUAUCUCUGGAAAGAGGAUUACAAGUGCCUGGGAAGAGGGGUAG